AUGAGUUGUCAUCAACGCCUCCCCGCCGACGGCUCGCCGGCGUCUGCCGCGUACACGUUCCAGCAGCCCCCGCACGGCUUCUCCCCCCCGCGUUUCCGCGACCCCGGUGGCACCUCCGGCCACACCUACGGGAACGUCAUGUACGACCGCCGCGUUUACCGGGGUAACACCUACGCGAACCCGGUAAUGACCAGCGCCGCGCGCGCAGAGAUGCACCAGCGGGAGGAGGAACUCGCCCAGCGGCGAAAGGCCCACACGCAGCGGGUGGCCUCGAUUAAGCGGCGUCGUCAGCUCGAGGCGGCCCGUCGUCGGCUCGCGACCCCCGAUCCUUUGGAGGGCCACCACCACAUCGACGUCCAGACGGAGCCCUACUUGGAGGAGCUGACGGACCCCGUCCAGGUGCAGUGCCAGGAGACCCAGACCGACCCCCUCCUAGACCGUCCUCCCACCCCGCUUUUUGUGCCAAAGAAGACCGGCCGUGACACGGAGACGCAGAUCUAUGAGGGGGACCUCUUCAGCUUCGACAUCGCGAUCGAGCCGAUCCUCGAGGUGAUGGUCGGGAAGACGCUGGAGCAGGCGAUGCUGGAGACGAUGCAGGAGGAGGAGUUAGAGAUGCUGCGCCAGCAGCAGCUGGAGUUUGAGCAGCGCCGGAAGGAGGAGCUGCUCGAGGUGCAGAAGCUCGAGGCCGCCGAGAAGCGCCUCUAUGAGGAGAAGGAGCGGCGCAAGCAGCAGGAGAUCGACCGACUGCAGCGUGAGAAGGAAACCCGUGAGAAACUCCAGGCUCGGCUGUUCGCCAAGGCUUACAUGGCCAACAUGGAGAAUCGUAUCAUUGCCCGCUUGCAGGAUGAGGGCUGGUUCGCGGAUCGCGUUCUCAAUGAAGUAGAGUUAAAUUUCAUGCCCUGGCUUAUGGAUGAGGUUGACAAGGAGUUAAUGAAGAAGGAGAAGGCACGCAGCUUAGUCGACGAACUGAUUCACCAUGUAGUGCGUUUGAACAUGGAACAGCUAGAGCGUAGCUAUCAGUCGCAGGAAUCGGCCUAA
This is a messenger RNA of Phytomonas sp. EM1, 1038 nucleotides long. The record is from the annotation of a GenBank genome assembly. NCBI's taxonomy places the organism in Eukaryota, Euglenozoa, Kinetoplastea, Trypanosomatida, Trypanosomatidae.